Molecule: messenger RNA, 1284 nt
Organism: Aplosporella prunicola CBS 121167
Lineage: Eukaryota; Fungi; Ascomycota; Dothideomycetes; Botryosphaeriales; Aplosporellaceae
Exons: 3
Coding region: 1-1284 (427 amino acids)
Biological process (GO): purine nucleobase biosynthetic process
Molecular function (GO): phosphoribosylamine-glycine ligase activity; ATP binding; metal ion binding
Source: RefSeq, a predicted model, not a curated record
AUGGCUGAUACCCGCGUCCUGAUCGUCGGCAACGGCGGCCGUGAGCACGCCAUCUCUUGGAAGCUCUCCCAAUCUCCCCGCAUCGCUCAGAUCUACGUCUGCCCGGGCAACGGCGGCACCAGCCUGCUCAAGAGGACCCAGAACGUCGACUCUGUCAAGGCCGACGACUUUGCCGGACUCGUCCUCUUCGCCAAGGCCAACAAUGUGAACCUGCUCAUCCCAGGCCCCGAGGCGCCUCUGGUUGCGGGCAUCGUCGACCACUUCAACAAGUUCGCGCCUGAAGUCAAGUGCUUUGGUCCCAAUGGCGCGGCCGCGCGCAUGGAGGGCAGCAAGACCUUCUCCAAGGACUUUAUGCACAGGCACAACAUCCCCACGGCCGAGUACAAGAACUUCACCGACCACGGCGCGGCAUCGGCCUACCUGGACAGCAUCAACCACACCGUCGUGAUCAAGGCCUCUGGCCUCGCGGCCGGCAAGGGCGUCAUCAUCCCCCAGUCCAAGGCUGAGGCGCACCAGGCGCUCAAGGAAAUCAUGCUGGACCGGGAAUUUGGCGAAGCUGGUGAUGAGGUUGUCAUUGAGGAGUUCCUCGAGGGCGACGAGCUGAGCAUCCUCAGCUUCAGCGACGGCACCAACAUCCAGAGCUUGCCCCCGGCGCAAGACCACAAGAGGAUCUUCGAUGGCGACCAGGGCCCCAACACCGGUGGUAUGGGCACCUACUCGCCUACUCGUAUUGCACCCAAGGAGGUUGUCGACGAGAUCCACAAGACUAUUCUGCAGCCGACGAUAGACGGCAUGCGCAAGGAGGGUUACCCGAUGGUUGGCUGCCUCUUCACCGGUCUCAUGAUGACCAAGAACGGCCCCAAGGUUCUCGAGUAUAACACGCGCUUCGGUGACCCGGAGACGCAGUCGCUGCUGCCCCUAAUGGAUAGCGACCUUGCUGAGGUCUUGCUUGCGUGCGUUGACAACAAGCUGAGCGGCUACGAGAUCAAGGUCGGCAGCAAGGCCGCCGCGACCGUCGUCGUAGCCGCAGGCGGCUACCCAGGCAGCUACAAGAAGGGGACGGAAAUGAAGCUGGACGAGCUGCCAAACGACACCGUCCACUUCCACGCCGGGACCGCCAUGAAGGACAGCACUCUUGUCACUGCCGGCGGCCGUGUCAUUGCGUCAACGGCUUGGGCCCCGACGCUGGAAGAAGCGGUGCAGAAGGCGUACAAGGGCGUCGAGGGCAUCCACUUCGACGGCAUGCAAUACCGGAAGGAUAUUGCCGGCCGCGCCCUCAAAUGA